This is a messenger RNA of Babesia microti strain RI, 174 nucleotides long. RefSeq lists its product as hypothetical. The record is from RefSeq and is a predicted model, not a curated record. The transcript has 2 exons. NCBI's taxonomy places the organism in Eukaryota, Apicomplexa, Aconoidasida, Piroplasmida, Babesiidae. The coding region runs from base 1 to 174 and encodes 57 amino acids.
AUGCGUAAAAUGACCUCAUCGAAUUGCAUUUUGCCGGAACUAAGCGAUUUGGGGCUACCAACCAUAAUUCUUGUGUUAAUGAUAUCUAUUACGGCGUAUUCAUGGAGCAUUUAUGGCGAAAUGAUAACUACAUUCUACUCAAAAUAUGUCACUACUAAGCGCAAGGUCAACUGA